AGAAUGCGAGACCUCGCGGCUCAGGUAACGAGCCGCCUGCUGCAGUUUCCCGAGGUGACCAUUCAGGCUCUUGGGGAAGAUGAGACCACCCGAGGGUCUGUGCUGCGCGGGCAGUUCUGCAGAGACAUGGCUGGAGGCGAUGGAUAUCCAGCUUCCCGUCUGGGUUCCCGGGCUGACACGCUGGGAUAUCGCAUGGGUCCCCAAAGAGCAAAGUAUGAAGCUGAAAGAGGCAAAUCUUCCCAGCGGUCAUCAGAAGUCCUGAAGGAAAUCCUGAAGGACCUGGACAAGGCAGCGCUUGAGAUGGACCGUGAGACUGCGGAGAAUGAGGCGCUUCAGGAAGGAGGCAGUCACGCGGUGCCAGUCUCUGAUGACAGAAGAGGGGCAAUUCAGUCAGUGGAGGUGCCAGGCGUGGAUGGCACGAGAAACAGAAAUGCUAUGGAUCCAAAAGCUUUCCAGAAGUACUGCAUAGAAGGCUCCGUGGCGGUCGUGGGCUCCAUAUUGCUUGGGAUGGUUUUCUGUUGUGUGAUCCGCCUGUGGAGGAAGAGAAGGCGGCGCCUCGCCGCAGCUUCGAGAGCCCGGCCCGACACCAGCAGCUGCCCCUCACACCCGGACACCUGGACUGCCCACCCCAGCACCUCCAAGAGCUGGACCCAACACCAGCAGCCGUCACAUGUGCCUGGAAAAGCGGCCCACCAGCCACGGAGCACCGGCGGGGAACCAGCCUCCACCAGCCCGGACGGCCGCCCGGCCCGCCCGCCUCCGCCCCGGCCCAAAUGGCUGUCCAACUCAGCCAGCCAGGUGUUGCAGGACCGGCCCAGCACCCUCCGGGCCCCGGAGAAACGGCAACCACCCCCUCGCCCCCCAAGCCCACUUCUCCAGCCCUCCUGCAAGGGCCUGGGGCAGUCCCCCCAGGAUAUGGAUUUGGGGAGCAACGGUGAAUGCGAGGGCCUAUAG
This is a messenger RNA of Phalacrocorax carbo (great cormorant), 954 nucleotides long. The record is from RefSeq and is a predicted model, not a curated record. NCBI's taxonomy places the organism in Eukaryota, Metazoa, Chordata, Aves, Suliformes, Phalacrocoracidae.